This is a messenger RNA of Neltuma alba, 330 nucleotides long. RefSeq names its product inositol polyphosphate multikinase alpha-like. The record is from RefSeq and is a predicted model, not a curated record. The transcript is spliced from 2 exons. The coding region runs from base 1 to 330 and encodes 109 amino acids. NCBI's taxonomy places the organism in Eukaryota, Viridiplantae, Streptophyta, Magnoliopsida, Fabales, Fabaceae.
AUGAAAAAAGAUCUAGGAAUCUCUUGUUGGGUUUCAGGGUAUCACUCUGGAUUCUGGAAGCCUGAGAGGAAGCUUCUGCAUAAUCUAUCUACAGAGGAUGUCAAAUUGGUUUUGAAGAAGUUUGUUUCUUCCAAUACACCUGCAAAUCAUGGUGCACGAGCUGAUUGCAUUUUUGUGUCGGGUUUAUGGUGGUUCUUUUGGAAUUUUAGCACAGUUCUUGGGGCUCAAGGCAUGGAAUCUGUUCUAAAUGGAAAGAGUUCAGGUGCUGCCAUCAAACUUGUUGAUCUUGCCCGUGUUGAAGGGGCUUGCUCUUUAAUAAUGUUCAUCUGA